AUAGCAAGUCUUAUUUUAUACAUCGCCAGGUUGUUGUAACAACUCUCGAUUGAACUCUGUGUGCGCGUGUGUGUAUGUGUGUGUGUGAAUACAUAUAUAUAUAUAUAUAUAUGAUGCAGCAAAUCACAAGAUUGUAUGCAAAACAAAAAAGAAAAAAGAAGAGAGAGAGAGAGAAUGGUUGGAGAAGCAGCAGCCGAAAAGAAACUAUACGAUGCUGCAACAAAGGGAGAUGUGGCAACUUUCCAACAGCUGCUGCAACAAGAUCCACACCUUGUUGAAAGUGUUUCAUUUGCAUGUUCAAGAAAUGUUGUACACAUAGCAACACUGCGGGGGCAAGUAGCCAUGGUUGAAGAGGUGUUGAACAUCAACCCGCAGCUAGCUCGAUAUUUGGACUCCCAAAAAUCAUCGCCUCUUCACAUUGCAGCAGCGCAAGGGAACGUUGAGAUCGCCAAGAAAUUGUUAUCAGUAGCGCCUGAGAUGUGUUGGUGGAUUGAUGAUCAAGGCAUGAACCCGGUUCACAUUGCAGCCAUGAAAGGGCAUGACGAGGUGUUGAAGGAGAUGCUUCAACUGGAUUUGCUUCCUGCUAUGGAGAGACUGCAUCGCGGCCAGACUGUGUUGCACUUGUGCGUGAAACAUCGUCGGCUUAGCACGUUGAAGGUUUCGGUGGAGAAAUUGGGGGAGCUUGUGUAUGCAAAGGAUGAUGAUGGCGAGACACUCUUGCAUUUGGCUGUUAGGUCCAAUCAACUUGAGAUGGUGCAAUAUUUGGUGGAGAACAAUAAAAUGAAGAAGCUAACAGAGAAUUCCAUGGGCAAAACGGCGCUGGAUAUCUUGGAAGAGUGCGCUCCACACACAAGUACGACUUCAGAAAUGAAAAGAAUCUUACUAAAUUUGUCAAAUCAGCAGAAAUCGUUGCUAUUCGCCCAGCUGAAGAUGACCGACAUGACAAUGGUGGUGGUGGUGCUGAUAGCCACGAUGGCGUUCCAGGCGGUCGUCAGCCCCCCGGGCGGUGUGUGGCAGGACACCACGUCAUCACACACGGCCGGCAAAGCAGUGAUGGCAUCUACUCAUCCCAAAUUAUACAAACACUUCGUUCGCGCUAACACCACCGCUUUCGUUUCAUCUCUCAUCACAAUCAUAUUUGUCACCACCGGAGCGCCACUGAGAGAAGUUCUUUUCCUUGGGAUCGUCUAUUAUGCGAUGUGGGUGUCGGUGGCGUCUAUUGGAGUGAGUUAUGGAGCUUCCUUAAUCAUGACCAAUCCCUCCGAGACAAAACCAAUUGGCCAUAUUGUUGCGAUUGUAGUGUGUUUAUUCGUUGCCAUCCUUGGAUCAGUAUUAGCCUACUUUGGUAUACAGGAGCUGUACAUGUCGUGGAAGAGAAAGAAACAGCAGCAGGAAGAUCUUACAUUCCAGCGUUUUAUUGGUCUGUUCUUCCAAGAUUUAACGAAUGAAUCAUCGGAAUAUCUACGCAAUAAUCAAAGCUUGUCCGGAUUCCCCAGAAGGCCAGAUUCAGACACCCGCACCGGACAGGCCGCGUGAACUCGGAAGGCUGGAGAGCAGAAGAAGUGAUCUUACUUUGUUACAUCUACUUUUUGUUGCCGAAUAAUUAUAUAAACGGUGAGGUUUAGGGCUCAAACCUAACCGCUUUUCUUA
Molecule: messenger RNA, 1650 nt
Organism: Salvia miltiorrhiza (redroot sage)
Lineage: Eukaryota; Viridiplantae; Streptophyta; Magnoliopsida; Lamiales; Lamiaceae
Product: ankyrin repeat-containing protein At5g02620-like
Exons: 2
Coding region: 136-1536 (466 amino acids)
Cellular component (GO): plasma membrane
Molecular function (GO): protein phosphatase 1 binding; protein phosphatase regulator activity
Source: RefSeq, a predicted model, not a curated record